This is a messenger RNA of Monomorium pharaonis (pharaoh ant), 1562 nucleotides long. RefSeq names its product nuclear pore glycoprotein p62 (gene Nup62). NCBI's taxonomy places the organism in Eukaryota, Metazoa, Arthropoda, Insecta, Hymenoptera, Formicidae. Gene Ontology annotation, biological process: RNA export from nucleus; protein import into nucleus. Gene Ontology annotation, cellular component: nuclear pore; nuclear pore central transport channel. The transcript has 5 exons. Bases 119 to 1411 code for a protein of 430 amino acids. Gene Ontology annotation, molecular function: structural constituent of nuclear pore; phospholipid binding. The record is from RefSeq and is a predicted model, not a curated record.
GUGUCUCGCUAUUCUCGAUUUCUCGCUACGACUGCUACGACACAAUUUGACUAACCUCAACCGUUAAAUUCGGCGGGCUACACGGUCGGAGCAGGUCGAAGCGGGUCCGGAGUACACGAUGGCUACGCCUCCGAACACCGGGCUGUCCUUCGGCACACCAAAACCCACGACAGCACUCACUAGCCUGACUUUUGGUACUCCGACCACCAUGCCUACUGGGACCGGCUUCGGCCUCGGCGGCAGUGUAACCGCGACGACGACGUCGAUAUCGAUCGCGUCGAGUCUGCCGAGUUUCACGAAUCUCGCGAACAGCGGGACGCCCAUGCCCGCGGCGAGCGCGGGGCUCUCGUCCACAACCGUGGCCACGGGAUUCCCCAUCGCGACAACCACGGCGGGAGGUUUCACCUUCGGCGUCGGGACGCCGAAACCUAUGACAGGGUCCACCGGCUUAACCUUCGGUACGCCAAACACCAUGAUCAGUGGAACGGGAUUCGGUCUUGGCAAUACGAUCGCGACCGUGACGCCUACCACGAGUGUUCCAAGCUUUAGUCUUCCCAACAGUACGGUUCCCACGGCGUCCGCACCCCCGGGGCUUUCGUUUGACGCCUCGAAAGUAGGUACCACCACAACCGCGACUACAGGAGGAUUUUCUAUUGCUGCAACAACUACAGCGGGAGGAUUUAGUUUUGGAAUGGGGGGAACGUCAACGACUACCUCCACUGGAUUUCCUUUGAGCAAAACCACUUCCGCCGUUGCUGCAACAAGUCUAGCGUCUACCACUCAUACUUCAUUGGGUACCACCACUACUGUCAGUUCUGCGACUGGUAUUCAACCAGGAGCCAUUAAUUUCUGUCAGCUUGAAGAAUCGAUUAACAAGUGGACCUUGGAAUUGGAAGAGCAAGAAAAAGUAUUUGUGAAUCAAGCGACACAAGUUAAUGCCUGGGAUAAAUUGUUGAUAACAAACGGAGAAAAAAUUGUAACACUGAAUCAAGAGGUUGAAAGGGUGAAGAUUGAGCAACAGCAAUUGGAACACGAACUGGACUAUGUUGUUGGACAGCAGAAAGAGCUGCAAGAAUGUUUGGUACCGUUAGAAAAAGAGCUAGCAUCUCUUUCUGUUUUGGAUUCUGAUCGAGAGUACACCUACCAAUUAUCGGAGAAUCUCGAUACCCAGUUAAAACGUAUGUCUGAGGACCUGAAGGAAAUAAUAGAGCAUUUGAACGAAGCAAAUCGCGCUCAGGACUCCAGCGAUCCGAUUGUUCAAAUUGGAAAAAUUUUGAACGCGCACAUGAACAGCCUCCAAUGGCUGGAUCAACAGACGGCGCUGUUGAAUCAGAAAAUACAACAGAUUGAUCAGAUGCAUCAAAGUUUCAGGCAAGAGAGCGAACAGAAUUUACAUUUAGCUUAUAACUAAUUAUAAUUCGUUUAUUUUGUAUAUGUAUAAAAAACCUGUGAGAAUUAUUUUUUGAGAAAUGUGACGUAGCUUAUUUAAAUGAGUCCAACGUACGAAUGGAUACAAUGUAUGAAUGAGAAUCACAGAAAUAUAAAUAUAUUUUGCAUUUAAA